Aspergillus melleus is the source of this 2211-nucleotide messenger RNA. RefSeq names its product CCR4-NOT core DEDD family RNase subunit POP2 (gene POP2). Gene Ontology annotation, cellular component: P-body; CCR4-NOT complex; CCR4-NOT core complex. Lineage: Eukaryota; Fungi; Ascomycota; Eurotiomycetes; Eurotiales; Aspergillaceae. The coding region runs from base 1 to 1491 and encodes 496 amino acids. The transcript is spliced from 2 exons. Gene Ontology annotation, molecular function: nucleic acid binding; poly(A)-specific ribonuclease activity. The record is from RefSeq and is a predicted model, not a curated record.
AUGCCACCUCCUGUCGGCAGAUACGGGCCUACUGGCCUGAGCGCUCCCUAUACACACCUGCAACAGGCCCACCUCCAGCAGCAACAGCAACAGCAGCAGCAACAACCCCAACAUCACCCGGUCCACGCCCAGUCGGCUAAUACGGCUCUCCCGCCUCCCUCUCUCGGUGGCCAUCCUGGCUUCGCGGCCGGAAACCCGAACACCAACAUCAACCCGUUCACGCUAUCUGGAACUGGAAUCGCCAGCGGCAUGUCGGUCGGUGGGUUUGGCGCCGACGGCGGCGGCACCGGGCUUGCCAGCCAUGCGGCUCAGAUGGGUUUCGCGAGAGGGGCACAGAUGCAACAACAACAAUUACACCAGGCCCACGAUGGCCGAUUGGCACUCGAGACGAAAGCAGGUGGGGUCAAGACGCGGAUACGUGACGUAUGGAAACACAACCUACCACAGGAAAUGGCGAUAUUAAGACAACUGGUGGAGAAGUACCCUUAUAUCAGCAUGGACACCGAAUUCCCCGGUAUUGUUGCACGCCCUAUCGGUUCAUUUACGAACAAAGCCGACUACCACUACCAAACCCUCCGGUGUAACGUCGAUCUCCUGAAGAUGAUCCAGCUCGGUAUCACCCUGUUCUCGCCAGAAGGCGAGGUUCCGCCGCCUAAUGCGACCGAUGCAAAUGGCCAGCCCAUGGGCAAUGGCCUCGUCCCGGCCCCUUGCACCUGGCAGUUCAACUUCCGCUUCUCGCUGGAAGAUGAUAUGUAUGCUCAGGAGUCGACGGCGAUGCUCGCUAAAGCCGGCAUCGAUUUCACGAUGCAUGAUAAGAACGGCAUCGACCCGCACGAUUUUGGCGCCCUCUUGAUCAGCUCGGGUCUCGUCUUGUUGGAUGACGUACACUGGGUUUCGUUCCACUCCGGCUACGACUUUGGCUACUUGAUGAAGAUCAUGCUUUGCACGUCACUCCCCGAGAAUGAGGAGCAGUUCCACACGCUCCUCAAUAUCUUCUUCCCGUCGCUAUAUGAUAUCAAAUACUUGAUGAAACAUGCUGGCCGCAACCAGGCAGUCAACGACACCCCUCUGACACCCGCAGCUGCUCAGAUUUUGGCCAAUCUGGGUCAAAAAUCAGGCCUUCAAGACAUUGCCGACGAGCUUGGCGUCAAGCGGGUCGGUAUUGCCCACCAGGCAGGUUCAGACUCCCUCGUCACUGGAGAGAUCUACUGGAAGAUGCGACAGCUUGUCUUUAAUGGCACUAUCGAUAAGUCCAAGUACUCCGGUCAGAUUUGGGGUUUGAACGGUCAAAUGCCAGGCCCGUAUCAAAUCCAUCCUCAUCAGACCCCCAACCUCAACGGGGCCACCAUCUAUUCUAGCACGGGUACCCCAAGCACACCCAAUGCUGCUCAAUCGGUCGGCAACCAGACCCCUCAGCACCACGGCUUAGGCACUCUAACUCCUGGAGCUGUCGGCGGAGUACUCGGACAGUUUGCCCUCGGAAAGUCAUGAACUUGGGUCUUACGAAAGCUUUCUUCCGUUUCUCAAAGGGUGUUUAGAUUGGUUCGGCGGAGUCAUUUUACUGCAUCUUUUCUGCUUUUGCUCGACCUUUGUUCCGUUUAUGCUCGAUUUUGUAUAGGCUCCCUGCUUCCUUGAAAUCUCAAGAGCAGGCAGCCGCGAGGAGAACAGGCUUGUCGUAUAGCUGUUCGCAAUGUUUGCUCUCUUCCUUUUGUUUUGUUUCUUUCUUGUUCUUGCAGACCAGCGCUGGGUCUUUUUGUUUUCUAUGUCGGGCCAAGGGAUGAGGAUUCGGUAUGAUGUGACGGAUGUACAUAGCAUGUGGCACCAUUGGGGUGUCUUGUUUUCUCCUUUGCUUUCUUGCAGCAUUUCUUCCUAACUUCUUCACGUUAUCUUCCGUUCUCAGUUCAUCCAUGGGGUUUUCAUCGCCUGAGAUCCUUCACAUUUAUUUUUGGAGGGGGGUGUUCGCGCGAGGUGUACGGUGUUUAUUUAUGGCUGGAAUAUGAUUUUCAAUUCUAUUCAAGAUCUCUUACGCUGCUUGGGGGUUUUUACGUAUUAGAUGCUGCUGUGGAUUCAAAGAAUAUAGACACCUGCCUCAGGCAUCCAAAGUACCACAUCUUCAGUCAUAGCUCCCUGUGCCGGCAGAUUGACAACCACGAUUGUAUUACCCGAAACCUUGACCAACCCCGUCCGGUCCUCCCUCACGGAAUAGUGCAG